CGCCCGGCGGCUGCGCGCGGGGGGGGGGGGGGCCCGGGGCGGGGGCGGCCCCGCCAUGGCGGCGGCGCUGGACCUGAGGUCGAAGGAGGAGAAGGACGCGGAGCUGGACAAGCGCAUCGAGGCGCUGCGCAAGAAGAACGAGGCCCUCAUCCGGCGCUACCAGGAGAUCGAGGAGGACCGGAGGCGAGCGGAGCAGGAGGGGGUGGCGGUGACGGCGCCGCGGCACCGGCGGCCCCCCGAGCCCGAGCGGCGCCAGGGGCACAAGGAGGGGGGGCUCGGGCCCCCCCCGGCCCCGAGGGAGCGCGGUGCCCGCGGGCGGCGCUCGGGGGGCCGGGGGGGGGCGCUUGGGGGGCCGGGGGGCGACGCUGGCCCCGACCGGAAAUCCCAGGAAUGGGAGGAGCGGCGGCGGCAAAACAUCGAGAGAAUGAACGAGGAGAUGGAGAAAAUCGCCGAGUACGAGCGCAACCAGCGGGACGGGCUGCGGGACCGCAACCCCGUGCGCAGCUUCCUGGACGACCCCCGGCGCCGCGGCCCCGCGCAGGACGAGCGGCACGGGGGCAGCCGCCGGCACGGCCGCAACUGGGGGGGCGCCGACUUCGAGGGCGUCAGGGCCGGCCUGGAGCAGCGCGGCCGCCGCCGCGCCGCCCCCACCAUGACCGGCCGCGAGCGCGCCGAGUACGCGCGCUGGAAGCAGGAGCGCGAGGAGAUCGACCGCCAGCGCCUCGCCCGCCACCGGCAGCCCACCGGGCAGUGGCGCCGCGAGUGGGACGCCGACAAGACCGACGGCAUGUUCAACGACGCGCCCGACGCCGACAUGCACGACGACCGCUGGGAGGAGGAGAAGGAGCCGGCGGCGCAGCCCGGUGGCGCCGAUGGGAAGGGGGCGCAGGAGCUUGAAGCAGCUCCCAGCGGGACCCCCCUGCAGCCCCCCCCCAGCCCUGAGGAGGACGAGGACGAGUGGGAGGACGUCAGCGAGGAGGACGACGAGGAGGACGAGGAUGAGGAGGACGAGGAAGAUGAGGAAGACGAUGAAGGCAGCACCCCCCCAUCACCUGAAACCGCGCUGCAGGACCCCGAGGGCCCCCCCCCCGGCACGGUGGAGAUCACCGACUUCCAGCGGGUGCGUUUCCGUAAGCGCUCGCCCCCCCCGGCCGCCAGCUGA
Messenger RNA from Cygnus atratus (black swan), 1162 nucleotides. RefSeq names its product coiled-coil domain containing 9 (gene CCDC9). The record is from RefSeq and is a predicted model, not a curated record. NCBI's taxonomy places the organism in Eukaryota, Metazoa, Chordata, Aves, Anseriformes, Anatidae. The coding region runs from base 56 to 1162 and encodes 368 amino acids. The transcript is spliced from 11 exons.